Molecule: messenger RNA, 2310 nt
Organism: Linum trigynum
Lineage: Eukaryota; Viridiplantae; Streptophyta; Magnoliopsida; Malpighiales; Linaceae
Source: the annotation of a GenBank genome assembly
CUUAGCUUAGGAUGGGGUAGUUGUUGACACCAUUCACAAUAAUCUGCAUAGACUCAAAUGAUCAAGCUUUUUGGCGCUGUUGCCGGGGAACCUUGGUAACUAGUAGAAAACCAUUAAGUUUUUAGUUAGUCUUUACCUUGUUUUGUUUUCUGUUUUGUUGUUUUCGUGUUUGUUUUGUUUUGUGUGUCUUAUUUCAUGUUUUUGUUACUUUUGUGUUUUUUUUGCUGUUUGUUUUGUUUUCCAACAUCAUACAUCACGAGCUGUUGAGGUUGUGUUUUGUAGCACCUUUUUAUGCAAAGAAGGGAUUCUUUGGAGAUAUUACCUCUUGAUACAUAAAUCGAGAGAACCCUUCGGAAUCUUAGAAGAGUUGCAAGAUCUCAAUGUCCACACUCAAGUUCCGCCGAGGCCAAGAACAAUGGGUCUUACUCAAGGCCAAGCGUGGAUAACGUUCAAUCACAUAUUCUUCAUCCGACAUUGACCAACAAUGAUUAUGAGAUAAAUCUAGGUACCAUUUCAAUGCUUCAAAGUGAGAUCGAAUUUAAUGGGAUGAUGAGGGAAGAUGCACAUGCACAUGUCAAGUCAUUUUACGAAUUGACGGAUGGAAUCAAGGUGAAGGGGGUUCCUCAAAAGGCUAUCCGACUAAGAUUAUUUCCGUUUCCCUUGAAUGGACCCACAAAGAAAUGGUUGAAUAAUCAACCACAUCACUCCAUCGCCUCAUGGGAUGAUCUAUGCAAAAAGUUUUCUACAAGGUAUAUUCCACCUUCUAAGAUGGCUUUGAUGAGAAGUGAGAUUAUUAUGUUCUAUGAAGAAGAGGACGAACCAUUGUUUGAAGAAUGAGAAAGGUUUACAUCUCUCCUAUGGAAGAGUGAAAAUCUAUGAUUGAGGAUUCACUACAAUUUGAGCAAGCCAACUUUGUUGGAGGGUAAUCACGAGGGAACGACCCUUAUAGCUCAACAUAAAAUCCGGGUUGGAGGAACCAUCCUAAUUUUCUUUGGUCUUCUCCGACGAAUAGGAAACCUCAGGGAUUUCAAUCUCAAGCACCAACUCAAAAUACUUAUCAAACACCGAUUCAACCAUCAUACCAAGAAGCAUAUCAAGAACAAAGUCGACCCUCUGAUGGUUGAAUCACUAAACUUGAAGACUUGGUAGGACAAUUUGUUACACAAUCCAACAAGAAGUUGAAGCUAAUGACAAGUUCAUAGAGAAUACCUCAACCAAAUUCUCAAGCUUGGAAGCGAGUCAGAGGAAUCAACAACCUUCACUUCAAAAUCUUGAAGCUCAACUAACUUCGUUGGCUCAAAAUAUAUCGUUAAGACCUCAAGGAACUCGACCCGACAAUAUUGAACCUAAUCCAAAGGAAGGAUGUCAUGCGGUAACUCUAAGAAGUGGCCAACCCUUUAAGGAGAUUCCUAUCUCAACUCUGAGAAUUUUGGUAAAAGAAGUUCAACGUGAAUUCUCUAAAGAAGAAGAGCUAAUUCGGAAAGAGGAGCAACCCCCAUUGAAAUCACGAUUGAUGAUGAGGAGAAGUCAAAGAAGACUCAAGUAGCUGAUUCAACACCAAAAGUUCCUUAUCCUAGACAGUUAUCUGAUAAAAAUGUUGAGGGUUUACUACAGAUGCCUCUCAACAACAAGAGCAUGUAUUAAGUACUUAUACAUUUAGCAACAUUUUUCAACAUAGAUUGAGCUCCAUGUACAAGUACAAAAGUAGAAGGACUCAUGCACACAUGCAGACAACUCAUUUCAGCAAUAAAGAAUUCCUACAACUUACUGUUCAUUUCAUCUGAGGAUUUGAAAAUUGAAGGUUUUGGUAAAACUUAUAUUUUGAAAAAACCAUGGAUAUAUGAGGGUGGAUUCAUUAUGACUUGAAAACACCAUUAUUUGUUUCAUAGAUUUCAUGAUGGAUUUUGUUAAUUAUAUUUGUACAUGUGAAGUAAAUUUGGCCUUCAUUUUCCUUAUUGGUAUGAGAAGAGCAAGGAAAUAUGAAGGAUAGGUUAGUGCCAAAUGAUAGAUUUCAAAAGAUUUAUUUUUCAAAUUGGAGCACCUUUUGCAAAAUAUUUUAGAUUCCUAAAUUGGGGAGUCUCACACACAUGUCAUAACCUCCAUAACAAACACUUCCACACAACUGAGAGGAAAUCGAAUUAAAACCACUAGUUAUCAACAAUUCUCAUGACACCACUAUAUUCCCUAUAAUGCACACCAUCAUAAUCAUCAAACAAUUCAAAGCACGCGGAGCAAGAUCAUGCUAGUGACAAUUGUGAUUGGAACCACUAAAACUUUCAAUUCAUGCAAUAAUAUAGGUUCCAAAACACA